UUCCAUUGUUCCUCUUAAACUACCCCCUCCCCCAAUCCAAUCUCUCCCAAAUAUCUCCUUCUAUAAUGAGUUUUUCAUCCUCCUCAGGUAUCACCCUUGAAACACCACCCUCCUCCACCCCUUCCUUCUCUUUCUCUAUGUCUUCUUUUUCCGACCAACCUCCGCCACCCCGAACCACCGGACUCGCUGCCCGGAUCGCCGAACGAGUCGGCUCCGGUAUUCCCAAGUUCAAGUCAAUCCCUCCACCUUCACUUCCCAUCUCCCCGCCCGCGGUCUCCCCUUCUUCUUAUUUUGCUAUCCCGGCCGGACUAAGCCCGGCCGAGCUCCUCGACUCCCCUGUUUUACUCUCCUCUUCCAACAUUCUACCGUCUCCGACUACGGGUUCAUUCCCAUUUCAAGCUUUUAACUGGAAGAAUCUGAACGGCAACUUCCAUAAUGAAGAACAUAGCAUCAAAAAGGAGCAAAAAAGCUUGGCGGAUUUCUCUUUUCGACCACAAUUGCAUCAUCCUACGGAGCAACAGAUAUGGAAUAAUCAGAAACAACAGAUAGAUCAAGACGAAAAAUCUUUAACCCAAUCCGGACACUCGCCUCCGAUGCAGAGCUUCUCACCCGAAAUCGCAACAAUUCAAACCGAUUCAAACUCACAAGCACAAAGCUUCCAAUCUGGUUAUGACACCAACAGCAGCAGCAACUUCAACAACCAAACGUUACAGAAGAAGUCAGAAGACGGUUAUAAUUGGCGAAAAUACGGGCAAAAACAAGUGAAAGGGAGCGAAAACCCGAGGAGUUAUUACAAGUGCACGUAUCCAAAUUGUUCAAUGAAGAAGAAACUAGAGACUAAUAUAGAAGGACAGAUUACUGAGAUUGUUUAUAAGGGUAAUCAUAAUCACCCGAAACCGCAAUCUACGCGAAGAUCAUCGUCUUCUUCGGCUUCGAAUACUUUGCAGAUGAGUCAGGCUUCAAGUAAUCAUGAUGUUCAUGAUUACCCGGAUCAGUCUUAUGUUUCUCAUGGAUCCGGGCAGGUUGAUUCGGUUACUACGCCGGAAAAUUCUUCGAUUUCGGUCGGAGAUGAUGAGUUUGAUCGGAGUAGGUCCGGUGGGGAUGGUGUUACUGUUGAUGAAGAUGAGCCUGAGGCCAAAAGAUGGAAGGUGUCGGAAAAUGAAGGGAUAUCAAUGAUUGGUGGAACAAAGACGGUACGAGAACCGAGGAUCGUGGUUCAAACGACCAGCGAUAUUGAUAUACUCGAUGAUGGUUAUAGAUGGAGAAAAUACGGUCAAAAGGUGGUCAAGGGAAACCCAAAUCCAAGGAGUUAUUACAAAUGCACAAGUCUAGGUUGUUCUGUAAGAAAACAUGUGGAGCGAGCGUCACAAGACUUGAGGUCAGUAAUAACGACCUACGAGGGAAAACACAACCAUGAUGUCCCAAUGGCUCGUGGGUCUGGCCAUCGGUUACAAGCUUCAACCCUAAGCAACAAUGCGCCCUCGAUGACAAUUAAACCUAUGGCACUAUCUCAUUAUCAAGUUGACAACUCCAUGGUCGAUCCAACUCGUGGCCCGAGGUACCCUCCCUCAUCUGAAAAUCAAGCACCUUUUACGUUGGAGAUGUUACAAAGUUCUGAUAAUUUUAAGUAUUCGAGAUUUGAGAAUGCAUUGAAGUCCAAUUAUAAUGAACAUAAUUCAGAAAGAACGUUUUCUACGACUAAAGAAGAACCUAGAGAUGACAUGUUCUUUGAGUCAUUACUCUUCUAGUUUUCUAUCUCAGAAGGGUUAAUCAACACAAAUAAUACUUAAUAAUAGAACAUACAAGAAAAUUCUUUUGUUGCUUUAUUCCCAUGUUGUUUGUAUAUUUUUUUUUUUCAAUUCUUGUGUAUUUUUUUUGGCGAAGAAGAUCACAUAGGAGUCUAGUUACCUUUUUACCCUUCUGAGCCUGUACAAUGUAUAAACCUUAUGCAACAUAUCAUGAGGAUAUCUUGUGACUUGUUUAUUUUUACUAUAUGAAAGAAUUAAGACUUAUGUGGUG
Helianthus annuus (common sunflower) is the source of this 2019-nucleotide messenger RNA. Its product is annotated as probable WRKY transcription factor 26. Gene Ontology annotation, biological process: regulation of DNA-templated transcription. The transcript has 5 exons. NCBI's taxonomy places the organism in Eukaryota, Viridiplantae, Streptophyta, Magnoliopsida, Asterales, Asteraceae. The record is from RefSeq and is a predicted model, not a curated record. Bases 66 to 1748 code for a protein of 560 amino acids. Gene Ontology annotation, molecular function: DNA-binding transcription factor activity; sequence-specific DNA binding.